UUCCAGCCAAAAAACCAAAUAUGAUCCAAACCAUACCCAGCUUAAGAGAGAGAAACUGAGAGCUGCGGAGAGAGAAACUGAAGCUCUCAUUGAGUCCGUCAAUGGCGGCUCACUGGGUCAAGUCGUUACAGUGCAAAUCCAAAGCUUUUGAGGACGUAUACCACCCCAAUCCCAAGAACCUCAUACCCGGUGCUAGUUGCAGAAAGGGUGUUCAGAGCCUUAAAGACGUGAUCGAGACGACUAAGCACAAGCCCAGAAAAUCCAAGCCCCCGGCGCCGAAACAGCCCAGUAGUUCCAGACAUCAGCGGUCGCCCAAGCCUGAACCGGGUUCUGCUCCAGUGAGCCGGGCUCGUCAGAGUGUGUCUGCUCGGCCUGCGCGACCGGCGGCCCCUUUCUUUCCGGCGCUGACGGAGAUGCCGGAGGGGCACCCUUCGAGGAAUGUGGUGGAGAUAAUCUUCCACACAAGUUGGUCGCCUAAGGCGUUCUCGGGUCGGAUCGAGAUGAUAUUCAAGGUGCAGAACUUGCCAAGAACAGUGACCCGCUUCGAGGAGUAUCGGGAGAUGGUGAAAUCUCGGGCGGGUUCUGGCGGUGGCACGUGGGAGGACGACGCGCGAUGCGUGGCGGAUGGGAACGAGGUGAUGAGGUUCCACUGCUUGGGGCCCACCUCCGGAGGGGUCUACGACGGCGGCGCUGCCGCAUGGGUGUUUCCGGGAGGGAAGGGCUCGGCCAUUUGCACAUUUUCCGGCAGCGGCGGGGCCCACGAGAGCGGCGGUGGUGGGAGAGGUCGGAGGGCCAUGUUGGUUUGCCGGGUCAUAGCAGGCCGGGUCUCGAAGCAAAUCGGAUUGGACUCGUUGUUGGAGGGCCGAGUCGGUUUUGACUCGGUGAGUGGGGAUAAUGGCGAGUUACUAGUGUUUGAUCCUCGUGCAGUGUUACCAUGCUUUCUUAUCAUCUAUAAAUUGUAAAAAUACAUUUGGAAAAAAAAAAAAAAAAACUAUUAACUUUGCUGCAUUUAUCACACCAAUUUCUCUUUCUUCUCCUUUUCUCUUCAAUAUUUUUUUUGGUUUUCCGAUGUUGGGCCCAUUUAUUUUGUGAUUAUGAGAAAAAUUGGAUUGAUAAAUGCUUUCAUUUUA
This is a messenger RNA of Vitis riparia (riverbank grape), 1130 nucleotides long. RefSeq lists its product as uncharacterized. The coding region runs from base 102 to 962 and encodes 286 amino acids. The transcript has a single exon. The record is from RefSeq and is a predicted model, not a curated record. NCBI's taxonomy places the organism in Eukaryota, Viridiplantae, Streptophyta, Magnoliopsida, Vitales, Vitaceae.